AUGGACGGCGGCAUGGGAAUGGAGGUUGAGGAUGAGAGUAGUGAUGAGGAGGAGUUUGAUGUUGACAAGAGGAAGUCUGCAGUAGGCAAGUCGUUCAUUAUCGCUCCGGUAGUUUCUCAAAAUGGCAUGCUCAAUCUCUACGGCAUUCUAGAAACUGUCAUGGAUAUUGGCACAUUCGUGCAACAAAGUGGCCUCAGCAUUGUAUGGCUUAGUCCGGCGAAUCUACAGCAAUUUCUGAAGCAAAAUGUGUCUUAUGGGUGGUCUACUGUCGGAGUCAGUAUUCGUAAGCAGUACAGGGAUAUCGGACAAUGCUCACUGGAUCCGAAGAUUCACAGCCCCUUGCUGAACUCCCGAGAUAAAUGCUACAUCCAAGCCGAUCCGAUUGUUCUCCUCGACAAGCCACACGCGUCCAAGAGCUACCAGAAGGGCUCAAGAAGUUAUGGGUCUUGUGCAGCAUUCGGCGCCACUUUGGUUGAUACAAAUCCACUGAACAAUGACGAUACAAGCAUGGACCAAUGGCACCAGUGCGCUGUUAGUAACUCCUCUAUUUUUGCCGUAACUAACCCGAACAAUGCGCUCGGCAAACUGUUAAACCUCAGCACCGCCUGGAUUCUGCUGGGACAAUCAAGUACGGAGUGCUACAAGCAUCUCGGUAACAUCUGGCUAUACAAGAGAAAUCAGUGUAGUAUGAAAAUGUUACAGGAAACGUACAUAAUGAAAAGAUUGUCUGCAGGACAAUCCGACAGCUCGCUGCAGCUCCUUGCCCGGCGAAUGGGCGGCAACAAUCUUACAGACAUCAGCAACGUUAUGAUUUCUGGCGCCAGGAGAGCAUAUUACUGUCAAUAUCCGCACCUAUGA
Messenger RNA from Sycon ciliatum, 858 nucleotides. RefSeq lists its product as uncharacterized. Lineage: Eukaryota; Metazoa; Porifera; Calcarea; Leucosolenida; Sycettidae. The record is from RefSeq and is a predicted model, not a curated record. The transcript has 6 exons. The coding region runs from base 1 to 858 and encodes 285 amino acids.